AUGGCCGAAGCAGCAGCAGCAGACCCCGAUGGCGACACCACCAUGGAGGUUAUCUCGCCCAAGAACCAGACAUCAUUCCGGGCACCCACGCUAGAGCGCAUCGACAGCCUCGCGUCCAUGGAGUCGCGCGUAGAUCCGGAUGCGCAGACAACAGUCACCGACUUUCUCGAUUUUACCGAUUAUCUACCCUCCGAUGUCGUGCGGUCCUUGAUUCUCAUCGGGAAACUCGACGAGAGGUACGCGAACGCUUCACUCAAGAUCCACGACUUGACCGAACUAUGGGGUUCCUUACCGAAAAUCAAUAUGGAGGAGCGCCCGGCGCCAGUACAGCUCCGGGCCGAUAUUUCAGAGCAUCUCGACCAGGCCGUCAGCUCUCGCGCUUUUGCUCAUGCUGAAGCUAUCAGAAUGUCGGACAAUAUCAGUAGGCAUUACAGCAAGGCCAAAAUUUUGCUAUCGAAACUUAAAAGUAUGAGGGAUAACUACCCAACCGAGGAGCAAAAGAGUCCAGUUCAAACAAAGUCACCACAAGCUGCCAGGAGCAAGGCACUCAAGACUGCGGCAGAUGGCCAGAAACAUCGACGACCACAAGGGCCUAGGAUCAUUGUGCCAGGAGAAGUACUAGCGCCAUACGAUAUCGAUCAGGACAUCCUCACAGACGAAAGCGAUGUAAGCUCAGACGAUGAUUCCGACACGACAGCGCAAAACCGAAGAACACCUGGGCCAGCACCACGGAUCAAGCUUGUCAGCAAUAAACUACCAAAAACGCCCAGCCGUCUUGCUCGUCCAGUUACCUAUGCUACACCCGCACUGAGCGAAGCGGCCGCCGCCAAUAACGCAGCUCUACUUCAGCCCCCGCCUGACGACGCGGUUGUCGGUAGUCCCCAUGCCCCGUGGUUGCAGCUUACCCAGUAUGAGCUGGCCAAGUUGCGAAAGCGCAUGAAGAAGAAUGCGACGUGGACCCCCAGCGAGACUAUGAUUGCUCGUGAGCUGAAAGCUCUUGGCCGCGGCCCUGACGCAUAUCAUGAAGCUAAGAAGGACGCGAAAGAGAAGGGCGAACGAUUCGAACCCGUGGUUCCUCAGGCAAUCGUGGAUACCAAAUCAGGAGAGAAACAGUUGCCAGCUGGUGCCUUGAGUCCAGACACGUUGUCUGCGGAAGAGGUCGCCACCAGCAAUCGUGGUAUGAAGCUCAAUGAAGCUAAGAAAUUGAAAAGGGAGGCUCUUGCCAAGAUGGCAGCUGAGGAAGCAGAGGAGUCAGCGAGGAAAAUGAACGAGGCUGCUAAAUUGUUUCUCGGAAACGGAAAUGGGAACAAAAAUGCCAACAACAACAACAAUACCACAACCAACAACAAUAAUGGGAGUAAUGGCACGCCAAAGACCCCAACGUCUGAGACGCCCGUCAAGGAAACCCCCAAGCCCACCAAAACUCGAGCAGCAUCGCGAUCAACGAAGCGCAAACGAGAACCAGAACCCGAAGAGCCUGCCAAUACCAAUGGGAGCGCCGAAAAGAACGAGAGCCGACCUCAGGUCAAGCGGACCAAAACCGAAACGCCGGUCCCUCCGCCUACGCAACUCACGUUAAGCAAGGGCCCGAGUCCCGAAAACCCGGUGCCCACGCCUGCAGCAGCACCCGUUGAUCAGCCUGUGGCAUCACAUGCCGAGACUCCUGUUCCCAUACCCAUUCCUGCUAUGGCGACCAGGGGAUCGGCCAAGUCUCCAACACCCAACCCAUUUACAACGUCAAAUACUGGACCUACCAAGCCUCCUGGCCCUCCCCAUGAGACCCCAGUCCCUCUGCCAUUUUCUGAAGGACGAAAAUCGGUCACCCCUGUGCUGCCUCCAGUGAGGGAGAACACUAAAAGAGAAACCCGAGGCGAUGCUGCAAAGAGGACACAGCAAGCACAGCAACAGCAGACAGAUCCUCCAGCGAUUCAAGCGAUCCCCGAGGUAUCUGAAGAAGAAACCCUUAAAUCUGAACCAAAAACAUCACCACUACUCCAAACAGCAACUGUACAGAUUGCUGUUGCUCCUCCACAAUCCCCACCUCCCCCACCUCCUCAAUAUGCUCCUGAAGUAGCAAGCAGACAGGUACCCUCUCGCGCCCCCACUCCUCGAAUAACCCCUGGCCCCGAAGGCCUCGCCAUCCGUCGACCGAGCUCUCGAGGUAAAGCUGCGAGUCAAGAGCCGCAGCUCUCGUUAGCUGCAGAUCGCCCACGACGAGCGAGCACUGCUCGCAACACGCCGGCGCCCGAGCCUCGACCACCAAAGCGAACUAAGCGGCCUGCUCCUGGAAUUGUUAGCACCACCAAAAGCGGCGGUAACAGCGCUGUUGGUAAGCGAAAGGCGCCACCCAAGAAGAAGGCUCGACCUAAGAAGGACAGGGGUUCUGCCGAGGUUGAGCUGGAGGAUGUAGAUGAUGAUGGAAACCCCAUCGAUCCUGACGAGCCCAAGUACUGCCUCUGUAACAGGGUCAGCUUUGGCACAAUGAUUGCUUGCGAAAACUCCGAGUGCAAGCAAGAAUGGUUUCACCUCGAGUGUGUUGGACUCACUGAAGUCCCUGCACGCACAACUAAAUGGUACUGUCCUGAGUGUCGGGUCAAGCUUAAUAUUGGUGAAAAGGGCGAGGUCAGUGCCCGUGGGGUCAAGAAGUGA
Fusarium pseudograminearum CS3096 is the source of this 2649-nucleotide messenger RNA. RefSeq lists its product as uncharacterized. The coding region runs from base 1 to 2649 and encodes 882 amino acids. The record is from RefSeq and is a predicted model, not a curated record. Lineage: Eukaryota; Fungi; Ascomycota; Sordariomycetes; Hypocreales; Nectriaceae. Gene Ontology annotation, cellular component: Rpd3L-Expanded complex; nucleus; Rpd3L complex. Gene Ontology annotation, biological process: regulation of DNA-templated transcription. The transcript has 2 exons.